CUUCUCUGUUGAAGCUGUCUGGCUCGCGGCGCUCGGUGGGGGUGGGCCCUUUCUUCUAUGGUGCUCUUCCAAGAAAAUGGUAUAAGGCUCGCAGAGAAGUGCGGAUGGGGGAGUUGUAAAUCUCAUCUAAGUUACUUCCGGUACAUCGACCUGUUUAGUUUCCUCGCACGAAUCCUCACUGCUGCUAUGGCUGACACCGCGAUGAAUUUGGUAAGUCCAGCGCAGCUAGAUAUCAUCGAUGGGUUACGCGGGCUCGGAAUGUCAAACUAUGUUGCCCUACCGCAGCUUGCCGUAGUGGGAGAUCAGUCGAGUGGCAAGAGUUCCGUCCUUGAAAGCUUCUCUGAGCUCCCAUUCCCACGAGACAGUGGGUUAUGUACUAGAUUCGUAACGCAGAUCAUCUUCCGGCGUGGCUCCACGACUAGCAUCAAAGUCUCCAUCAUCCCAGGGCCCGAUCGAAGCCCCACAGAAACAAACAAGCUCCGAGGCUAUGUGAAGGACGGGCUGUCAGCUCUGACCAGCAAUGAGUUUCUUGACAUCCUUCACGCGGUCUGCCAACUGAUGGGUAUCCCCGGCCCCGGCCAACGUCUCGGAACGAGUCAAUCUACCUUCAGCGACGAUAUCCUCAGCAUAGAGCUUUGUGGCCCAGACAAACAGAACCUAAGCAUCAUCGAUAUCCCGGGCAUCUUCAGAACGCCGACGGAGGGUGUAACAACAGUGCACGACAUGGCUUUGGUGAGAAGGAUGAUGAUGCACCAUAUCAAAGGCGAGAGGACUAUCAUCCUUGCAGUCAUCCCCAGUAACACAGACAUUGCUACUCAGGAGAUCUUAUCCAUAGCUAAGGAGUUAGACCCUAACGGUCUCCGGACGCUAGGUGUCCUCACAAAACCCGACCUGAUUGACAAGGGUGGGGAAGAAAAUGUGGUGAGCCUCGUGGAGGGAAAGCGUAACCCGCUCCGUCUUGGAUAUUGCAUUGUCCGAAAUAGGGGCCAGAGCGAGCUCUCAAGCGAUGCCGAUACGCGCCACAGGACAGAGAAGGACUUCUUCUUAACGGAACCCUGGUCCAGGCUGGACCGAGAUCGGGUGGGAACACCGGCACUCCAGAGGCGUCUACAGGAGCUGCUCGUGAGUAUCACACGCCGAGAGUUCCCAAAGGUCCAAGCCCAGAUUUUGCAAAGGCUCUCGACCAGCCGCAAGGACCUCCAACGCCUCGGGGCGGAUCGUGAAUCGGCGGACCAGCAGCGUCGUUUCUUGCUCGAAAUGUCACACACUUUCCAGGAUGUGACGAACUGCGCCUUGGAUGCGUACUAUUCACGCCACACGGUGUUCGGAAGCAUUCCUGAGCUCAGGAUUGCCACAUUGGCUGUCGAACGCAUGGAGCGCUUCGCAAAAGAUAUCGAGACACUAGGGCAUACUGUCGACUUUGAAUCGGAAGAUAGAGAGGAAGUGGCAACUAGAUCCCCAGCCUCCGGUUUAACGUCCUCAAAUGGGUCGGAAGCGGACGCUGGGAAUCCUCAUCUUGAGUACCCGGAACUCUCCGACCUGAUCUCGACGAACGGAGUGGCUCCCGAGCCAAGUGACCGCAGCAUCCUCGAGUGGAUAGGAGAAGAGUACCGGAAGGCGAGAGGUUUCGGCCUUGCAACAAUUGGGCCUUCAAUAUUGCCUACAAUAUGGCAGGAACAGUCAAAGAACUGGAAAGGUCUGACCUUAGCAUACAUAGCCGAUAUCGUGUUCUUCGUUCACGACUUCACUUGCAAAGCCCUUGCCCACGUCUGCCCUGAUGAAGGGGUGCGUUCCGGCCUGUGGUCGGUGCUGCAAGAGCGACUUGUCGACAGGUAUCGAGCGGCCGUAGACCAUGUGGAGUUCAUCAUCCGAGUCGAGCGAUUUGGCACGCCUUUGACGACGAAUCCCUACUUCAAUAAGAACUUGCAGAAGUGCAGGAUGGACCGCCUAGAGAAGAUGUUGGAGACGCACACAGAACCUCAAAAAGAUCCCACCCCCUGGCAAUCGCGUAACCCAGUUGUCCGGCUUGAUCGGAUCAAACAAUCCAUGGCCAUGGAUAAUUCGGAACACACCAUCCAAGACAUCCAUGAUAUCUUGGAAUCAUAUUACGAGGUUGCAAGAAAGCGCUUCGUAGAUACCGUAUGUAUGCAAGGUGUCGAUUUCUACCUCUUGACAGGACCAACCUCACCGCUGCGAAUCUUCGAGACAGCUUUCGUAAGCGACUUAUCUGCUGCUCAGUUAGAUCUUAUUGCCGGAGAAGAUAUUUCAACCAAGCAGCUCCGGAAAAACUUGAAGAAUGAGAUCGAUGCUUUGGAAAAAGGGAAAAAGUUGCUUAGGGCGUGAGGACGUCUGAAUUUAGGAUGCUUGGCAGGGCUCACCUUGGGGCCAUUUUAGCUCAACAAGUCCCUCGGAAUUUGGGUGGACUUUAAGAAUCAUGUGGCGGCGGUCCAGAAGGUCGGCCUUCGACCGUGAGAGAGUUUCUUUGCAAAUACUCCAACGCGUUGCGAAUACUUGAUGUCCAGGACGUGUUGAAUUAUUUGGAUAAUGUGCUGAACAAUGUCUUAAUCGUGGCAAUAUAGUG
Molecule: messenger RNA, 2581 nt
Organism: Hyaloscypha bicolor E
Lineage: Eukaryota; Fungi; Ascomycota; Leotiomycetes; Helotiales; Hyaloscyphaceae
Exons: 4
Coding region: 58-2343 (761 amino acids)
Cellular component (GO): microtubule; membrane; cytoplasm
Molecular function (GO): GTPase activity; GTP binding; microtubule binding
Source: RefSeq, a predicted model, not a curated record